AUGGUUACCGUCUUCACGAAAACACAAGACGUCUCAUGCAUAAAGAUCGAUGAUAAUAACUGUGAAGGCAGUGAAUGCAGGCUCAGUGUUGGUGUCCUGGCAGCCAUUAUCUGUGGAGCAGUUAUCAUUCCCCUAUCAUGUCUUGUUGCUGUGGCCGGCUGUGUAGUCAAACUUAGACUGCAAAAGUUAAAGAAAUCUGAAAAUAUUUUGUCCCAUACUUCAACUGAAGCAGGCACUCUACCUCUACGUUACACAACUAAUACUAGUGAGGAUGAUUGUUUCCAAACAAAGUUCUUAUUUGUAGCUACUUUUGAUCUUCGCCCAGACCCAUCUCCAGUUCAACAACUGCAGGAAGAGCUCAGAACAAAGAACAUGCUUAUCCCAAAGAGCCAGCUUCGGCUAGGCCGAGUAGUUGGUCAAGGAGAAUCAGGGAUAGUGUAUUGCGGAUACAUGAAAAGUAGUCAAGGGAAUGAGGUUGUUGCCGUAAAAACCGGCAAAGGUAUCUAAUAGUAUUAAGUAGCUAUGAGUCUGACCUUUACGAACUUCUUGUGUAUAUAGCUCUAUUGGCAGUGAAUGACAAGGAUCGGUUAUUGAAAGAGGUUUUGCUGAUGCUCAAUUUUAAUCACCCCAAUGUGAUGUCGCUCAUUGGGUUGUCAUUUGAAGGAGAGAUGCCCCUGCUCAUUAUGCCAUUCAUGUCGAAGGGAAACGUUCUGGGGUAUGUUAGAGAGCACAAGGAAACUCUCUUCCUUACAGACAUCGACCAUGAGAAGGUACAAGAAGCAACGAAGACAGGUCUGGGAAUGUGCUACCAGAUAUCCAAAGGGAUGGCUUACCUUGCAAAGUUCAAGUUUGUUCACCGUGACCUGGCCGCAAGGAACUGCAUGAUUGAUUGGAACGGUGUCAUUAAAGUCUCUGACUUUGGACUGACAGAGGACGUGUACAGCUAUAACUAUUUUCGCCCCAAGAGCACUAAGAGUGGGGAUGAGGAGAAACUCCCCAUCAAGUGGAUGCCACCAGAGAGCAUUGAAACAAAUGUUUUUGAUGAGACCACGGAUGUAUGGUCAUUUGGAGUGACAUGUUGGGAGGUGUUCACAUGUGGAGGAGUGCCGUAUGCUGGGGUCCCAGUCACCACUCUACUGAGUGAGCUCCGCUCUGGACACAGACUUGAUCGACCCAGCAACAUCUCCUGCUCUGAUGACAUAUGGUCAGUUGUAACCUCAUGCUGGUCAGCCAGUCCUCAGGAGAGACCAAAGUUUGCCACUCUGGUCAACACCCUCACUGACCUCCUGGACAGUGACUCCAACUACAUCAAGCUACUGGGAUAGACUUUAAUGUUUACUUUAUACAUGCGACUGUACUCUAAUAUACAUGUGACUGUUCCCAAUUUAAUUAUGAUAUAUAGAAGCUAAUUGUAAUAUUCAUACUUUUGAUUAUGUAA
Geodia barretti is the source of this 1438-nucleotide messenger RNA. Lineage: Eukaryota; Metazoa; Porifera; Demospongiae; Tetractinellida; Geodiidae. The record is from the annotation of a GenBank genome assembly.